AUGGCUUCAAAAAAUAAAUGCACAGCCUGUGCAGGUACGGUACCAAUGAAGGAAAUGCUACACUGCAAAUUUUGUGAGUUGGUGAUUCAUUGGAAGUGCGCUUCCAUUUCUGAGCAAACAAUGAAGGAUAUUCAACAAUGUACCGGUUUAAUAUGGUGUUGUAAUGGCUGUGUUGGACAGAUGGAGGCUCUCAAACCUGGCAAUUUGGGGGAAAAGUUUAAUAAAACGCUUGUCAAUGAUGAUUUGAACUUGGCGAUGAAAAAUCUAGAAAGCAAAAUAAUUAUGCUGCAAGAUGAACUGAAAAAUAUAAAAAACAUACAAGAUUGCAACAACGUCAUUAGUGGUCAAAUAAAGGAGAUAAAAAGCAUACUUGAUAAAAAAAUCACGGAAGAUAUUCUGGAUAAAAAAAUAAAUUCACUACAAGGUCUUAGAAAGUCGUAUUCAGAUGCUGUGAAAGAUGUUGUUGGGAAGAAAGUUGAAACUGUAAAUAAUGAAGUGAUGAGUAUGAAUGAUGGAAUAAAGGCACUAAAAGAAGAGGUCAUUAGUACAAAGAAAACAAUUCAAUUAUAUAUUUUAAUGAUAGCAAAAAAGAAGAUGAUGAAAAGAUUAUGCGUAUUCUUUCUUAGUGCAAUAACAGAUGAAAAAUUUGAUAUGUCAAAUGUUGUUAGACACUACAGAUUGGGCAAGAGAUCGGAUAAUGUCAGACCGCUUUUGGUUAGACUGAAGUCAAAGGUUUUGAAAAACUUAAUUAUGGAAAGUCUAAAUAAUUUGAAAAAUUUAGAUGAUGAUCUGAAGGGAAUAGGUAUUAGCCACGAUAUGACAAAAGAUCAAAGAAUCAAGUGUAGAGAAUUGAUGAAUUCAGCGAAGGAGAAGGAGGCAGCUGAUAAAGAGGAUUUUGUUUACAGAGUGAGGGGCGAACCUGGAAAUUUGAGAAUAAUUCGAAUAAAAAAAAGAUUGCACUGA
Molecule: messenger RNA, 963 nt
Organism: Helobdella robusta
Lineage: Eukaryota; Metazoa; Annelida; Clitellata; Rhynchobdellida; Glossiphoniidae
Exons: 3
Coding region: 1-963 (320 amino acids)
Source: RefSeq, a predicted model, not a curated record